UUGGGGGUCCUUAGGAGCGAGACGGGGCUCCCUUGGUGCGAGGGUGGGGGGCUUGGGCGACUGAGGCUGCGCCGUCCCUUGGCGGUUGCGUCUGAGGCGGUGCUGGGAAGGACAGGUGUGGCCUUUGGGUCCAGAAGCGGUUCGGGAAUCGGACGGCCAGGGUGGGCCCGAGAUGGUAGCGGCGUUGUGGGCUGGGGGUUGGCGGGGCUCCCCCGGCUAGAAAGGCAUCUUCCAAUAUGAGACUUCAUUGAAAAUCUGCUGCUGAGUGUAGCCACCUUCAUGGAUGAUUUUGGUCGGAUCCGGGUAACUUGCGGCGCUUCCGUUGGCUGCUUCAGCCUGCACUUUGAUGUUACGGAGACGGCUUCUGUCCCUAAACCGCGUGACCCAACUUGUGCUUGCUUCCGCCUUUCCCCGUCUCUCUCAGUCUUUAUAGAACUGAACAGACUUGUAGCCGCGUUCGCUGUUUCGCUUUCCUGUCUCGUUUGCUCACUGGAAUAGUGCUUUUCCUUUCCCAUUGCGCUCACAGCUUGGCUGAGUGGCGCAUUCCUCAGGAAAUUAUCUCUGGUUUUUGAUGUAAAGUGACAGAUUUGCAACUCUUCUUUUUACUUGAACACUUAGAGACCAUUAUAUGGUUUUUUUUUUUGGUUUUUUUUUUUUGAGAGGGAGUUUCGCUCUUGUUACCCAGGCUGGAGUGCAAUGGUGUGAUCUCGGCUCACCGCAACCUCCGCCUCCUGGGUUCAGGCAAUUCUCCUGCCUCAGCCUCCCAAGUAGCUGGGACUACAGGCACGCGCCACCAUGGCCAGCUAAUUUUUUGUAUUUUUAGUAGAGACGGGUUUCACCAUGUUGACCAGAAUGGUCUCGAUCUCUUGACCUCGUGAUCCACCCACCUCGGCCUCCCAAAGUGCUGGCAUUAAAGGCGUGAGCCACCGCGCCCGGCCCAUUAUAUGGUUAUUAAUUGUCCUAAUUUUAAAGUUUUUGUGACUCAGAGAAUAAGGGAGUUGAGGGGAGAGAGAGGCAGGGAAAUGGCCAGUCCAUGGAGCAGUCAGAACAUGGGCAACAUUCCUCACUUUAGUUUGUCGUUUUAUAUGAGUGUGAUUUGUAGCACCCUCCGCUCAAACAAUUAAAAUAGUGACAUCGAAAAGUACUGAUCCCAUUGGCUGGAUGCAGUGGCUCACGCCUCUAAUCCCAGCACUUUGGGAGGCUGAGGUGGGCAGAUCACCUAAGGUCAGGAGUUCGAGACCAGCCUGGGCAACAUGAUGAAACCCCCUCUCUACUAAAAGUAGAAAAAUUACCCCGGCGUGGUGGUGUGUGCCCAUAGUUCCAGCUACUUGGGAGGCUGAGGCAGGAGAAUUGCUUGAACCCAGGAGGCAGAGGUUGCUGUGAGCUGAGAUUGUGCCACUGAACUCCAGCUUGGGCUCCAUCUAAAAAAAAAAAAAAGUAAACCACAGAUCACUAUAAAUGGAUAUAACAGUAAAAAAGUUUAAAAUAUUGUGAGAUAAAAUGAGCACAUGCUGUUGGAAAAUCAUGCUGAUAGACUUGCCCCACAUGGUUGCUGAAAACCUUCAAUUUGUGGAAAACACAGUAUUUGGUAAUCCUAGUGAAGUGAAGCACAGUAAAACAAGGUUGUAUUGCUUUGACUCCAUAUGAAAUUUAAAGUCUUUUUUUUUUCUAAUUCUCUUAAGGAUGUCCAUGAUAGUUUGAUGGGAAUAGCAUUGAAUUAAUUACUUUGGGCGGUGUGACCAUUUUCAUGAUACUGAUUCUGUCCAUGAAGAUGGAAUGUUUUUGCGUUUGUUUGUGUCCUCUCUGAUUUCCUUGAGCAGUGGUUUGUAGUUUUCCUUGAAGAGGUCUUUCAUGUCCCUCCUUAGCUGUAUUCUUCGGUGUUUUAUUCUCUUGUAGCAAUUGUGAAUGGGAGUUCAUGAUUUGGCUCUCUGCUUGUCUAUUUAUUGUUGGUGUAUAGGAAUGCUUGUGAUUUUUGCACAUCGAUUUUGUAUCAAGCUUUUUUUUUGUAUGAAGCUUUUGGGUUGAGAUGAUGGGGUUUUCUAAAUACAGGAUCACAUUGUCCACAAACAGGCAAUUUGACGUCCUCUCUUUCUAUUUGAAUACUCUUUAUUUUUUUUCUUUUGCCUGAUUGCCCCGGCCAGAACUCCCAAUACUGUGUUGAAUGGGAGUGGUGAGAGGGCAUCCUUGUCUUCUGCCAGUUUUCAAGGGGAAUGCUUCCAGCUCUUGGUAAUUCAGUAUGAUAUUCACUGUAUUUCAUUCUACCCUCAUUUAUUUCUUGGACUGGAGCUCUCUCAAACCAAGUCUGUCACCACACUUGAUGUCUAGAAAUAUGCUGGUGGUCUCUUCUUGGUAUUUCAGAAAGAAUUUGCCCAUGUAUUUCUGCCUUAAAAGAAAGAUGAAAAAAAAAAUUGGCUUUGAGAAUGCCAGUAGAUUCCAGGAAUGUUGUUUGACUUUUUGACUAGUGUUUCUGUUUUGCCGCAAUUAAAUAAAACUCCUGUUUGUUGUUAAGAUUCCUUAAGAUUAGGAACUGCAAUUUACAACAAAUGCUAUUUUAGAAAACUUUGCCGUGAACAAGCCUAUCCUUUUUUCUACAGUACUUUCUGUGGCUUGCAUGAGCCCAAGUGGUUAAUAUUACAGUUUUUCCCAGUUAAUAACCUGUUCUUGAAAAUCAUAAAAGUCCUUUUUUGUUCUUUCCUUUUUGUUUUGUUUUAGAGACAGUCUCACUUUUGUCACCCGAGCUGGAAUUCAGUGGUGGGAUGAGUCACAGUUUCAAGGGGAAUGCUUCCAGCUUUUGCCCAUUCAGUGUGAUAUUGGCUGUGGGUUUGUCAUAAAUAGCUCUUAUUAUUUUGAGACAUGUUCCAUCAAUACCUAGUUUAUUGAGCGUUUUAACAUGAAGGGACGUUGAAUUUAUCGGAGGCCUUUUCUGCAUCUAUUGAGAUAAUAGUCGUUUUUGUCACUGGUUCUGUUUAUGUGAUGGAUUACGUUUAUUGAUUUGCACAUGUUAAACCAGCCUUGCAUCCCAGGGAUGAAGCUGACUUGAUCGUGUCGGAUGACCUUUCUGAUGUGCUGCUGGAUUCAGUUUGCCAGUAUUUUACUGAGGAUUUUUUUUUUUUUUUUUUUGAGAUGGAGUCUUGCCGUGUUGCCCAGGCUGGAGUGCAGUGGCACGAUCUUGGCUCAUUGUAACCUCCACCUCCCAGAUUCAACUGAUUCUCCUGCCUCAGCCUCCCGAGUAGCUGGGAUUACAGGCGUGUGCCACCAUGCCCAGCUAUUUUUUUUUUUUGAGAUGCAGUUUCGCUCUUGUUACCCCGGCUGGAGUGCAAUGGCACGAUCUCGGCUCACCGCAACCUCCGCCUCCUGGGUUCAGGCAAUUCUCCUGCCUCAGCCUCCUGAGUAGCUGGGAUUACAGGCACGCGCCACCAUGCCCAGCUAAUUUUUUGUAAUUUUAGUAGAGACGGGGUUUCACCAUGUUAACCAGGAUGGUCUCAAUCUCUUGACCUCGUGAUCCACCCGCCUCGGCCUCCCAAAGUGCUGGGAUUAUAGGUGUUAGCCACGGCGCCCGGCCAUCUGCCUUAAUUUCAUUAUUUUCCCAGGAAUCAUUCAGGAGCAGGUCCUUCCAUUUCCAUGUAGUUGUGUGGGUUUGAGUGAGUUUCUUAAUCCUGAGUUCUAAUUUGAUUAAUGUUCAGUAGAAAGUCCCGCCACCUUUCCCCCAGGCUUCUUGCCCGCCACCAUCCCCCCAGGCUUCCUGCUGCCGGGAGGACAGCCCCCAGGUGCUGCUUUGUUCUGCCCGACAACAAGCAGCAGCCAAUCACCACGGUAGAACAGCCCGCCAAGCCCCGGCCAAUCCUCAAUCGACACAUAACCCUCUCAGCUACCCCAGCAGUCUGCCCAGAGACGGACAGCCUAUCCUAGGCUCCCAUGACACACCGUCAGCCCUGUGCCCACGCCCCGUCCACCCCCUAUAAAAUCCUCCUACCCCAGCUACGCAGCCGCAGCCAGCCCAGAUCCUCUUCCUUCCCUGGCCUGCCCGCUGGUCUCAAUAAACCUGAAUUCGGCUUCCAACUCUCGAGCUGUUACUUGGGAUCGGGUACCGGGCAGGGGUCUACAAGGGGUCGCACAUUUGGUGCCGAAACCCAGGAGCGAGGGUCGCUAGCCCCCCUAGCGACCCCCUCCCUCCAGCAACCUCUCCAGCCCUCCUCCAAUUUGGCCUCAGCACUCCGGACCAGGCUGGAUCGAAGCUUUUCCCACCACUUCGGAGUCCACCGACACUGUUGCUGCCCAUCUCAUCCAGGACAUCAUCCCUCGGUUUGGGCUUCCAGCCACUAUUCAGUCAGACAACGGCCCAGCCUUUGUCUCCAAAGUUACUAAUGCUGUCUGUGCUUCCUUAGGAAUUCAGUGGAAGCUGCAUGCGGCCUACCACCCCCCAGUCAUCGGGUAAGGUAGAACGGGCUAACGGACUCAUCAAGUAUCAGCUUACCAAACUCUCUCUCGAGCUUAAGCAGUCGUGGGUCUCUUUACUACCGUUAGCUCUUACCAGGCUGCGGGCCCGCCCCCGAGGAGCCUCACAGCUCAGUCCAUUCGAGCUCCUAUACGGGCGACCCUUCCUGCUAUCCACUCCACCUUCUCCGGAGAGUUCCCCCCUGAACACCUACCUUCCCUAUUUUACUCUCCUCAGACAUCUACUCAGGGAACACGCCAACGCUUCCAUACCCCAAACCUCAGAAAUUUCACCCGCUCUGGGAAAGGUUGCUCCCGGUGACUCCAUUUUCAUUAAAUCUCUCACUCCAAAACCCCUCUCACCCCGGUGGGAAGGGCCCUAUACUGUCAUUUUAGCUACCCCAACGGCCAUCAAAGUUGCUCAGAUUCCAUCUUGGGUCCAUCUCUCAAGAGUAAAAAAGUAUCCCGAUGGCCCUUCCAGUUCCCGUUGGGAGUGUGUUCCUACUGGUCCUCUAUCACUUAAGCUCUUUAAGCCCUGAAUUGUCCCUAGCUAACCCACAGUAUGUCUGGAGAUUUUUUCUCACUGAAAAUUAUACCAAAACUACCGAGAUUUGCUCAACCCCUCCUUACUCUCAUAACCACCUCUUAACCACGACAGAUUGCCCCACCACAGGAUGUGCAUUUCCCAUCCAACUAAACUUCUCCAACCUUAACAACGUCCACAACACCCACCCAUUGCUGUGCCUUCACUUUAGACAGAAAGGUGACUGCCAGACCUCCAGUUGGCACUCUUGUCUGGGAUGUGUUUGGGGCACCUGUCAGCUUGACCCCACAGCUGAUGAAGACGAGCAGGAAGGCCGCCACCCUUCCCUCCUUAAGAGAACCAAAAAAUUUGACUCAGAAGGCAAUCCCAGCAAAGAAACCCAGCUUACUCUAACCAUUACAGAUCCCUGGGACGAUAGGUGGAAAACACCUCAAAAAGCCUCAGUCUAUGAGGACAGCACCACAAGUUAUCCGUCCUCACACUUAUAUAUCUGGCGAGCAUAUGUCCUCACUUCUCCAGAAAUCCACAACACGAUCCAAGUACAAGAAACUACAUUAAAAACUCAGCUAACCCCCUUCUCGUGGUUAACCCUCAUGAGAGAAGGCCUAAAGCUUGCCAAUCAGACAGGGCUGACCAAUCUGACCUCUUGCCUCCUUUGUGCGACUCUUGGACAAACUCCUCUAGUCGCAGUCCCGACCAUGUUUCCUACAAAUCACACCAACGGGACAGGCCGACACCCCCCAAUCCCAGAUGUCCCACUCUUCUACCUCAACACUUCACUCUUUCCGGCCUGCUACUCUUCUCAGGGCUCAGACCCCACAUGUAACAGGACCCAACAGCUCACAACCAAUCUAACAGCUCCUCGAGGCUUUUACUUUUGGUGCAACGGUACCCUGUCCAAACUACUAACCCAGUCCGACCUUAGAGGACGUUCCCGCUGUCUCCCUGUCGCCUUGGUCCCACGCCUCACUGUCUAUACACCAGCUGAGUUCCUUAUGAUGCACACUAGCAUGCCUUCCGCACGCCCCAGCUCCCAUCGUCAACGAAGAGCUGCCUUUCUUCCCAUAGCUAUCGGGCUCUCCCUCGCAGGAUCCGCGGCUGCUCCAGGCCUAGGAAGUGGGGCCCUGAUUAAUACUCACCAGGCCCUAGCCCGCCUUUCCUCACAGCUACAGACUGCAAUUGAUGACUCUGCUGCCUCCCUAGCAUCUCUCCAACGACAGGUCACUUCGGUUGCCCAAGUAGCCCUACAAAACCGAAGGGCUCUGGACCUGCUUACGGCCGAGCGAGGAGGGACCUGCAUCUUCUUACAGGAAGAAUGUUGCUACUACAUCAAUGAAUCUGGAAUAGUAGAAACCCGUAUCGAAAAUCUCCAGAAAAUUAAGACAGAGCUACAAAAUCACAAGUUCACCACCGAAGCCACCACAUGGUGGUCGUCAUCCAUGUACACCCUCCUAUCCCCACUGAUAGGGCCUCUGCUUAUCAUCUGCCUUUUCUUACUUGUCGCCCCGUGUUUCUUUCAGUUUUUGCAGCGCCGUUUCCAGGAGCUUACCCGGAUCACUAUCAACCAGAUGAUGCUACAAUCAGUCCCCAACCACCCAGAUUGCGCAUAUACCCCACUACCGACCUCCCAGGCUCCUUAAAGACCCCACUCCGCCCCUGUCCAGCAGGAAGUAGCCAGAACGACUCCGCCGCCCUUUGUCCUUUUUUAAGGAGUUGGGAAUGUUCGGUAGAAAGUCCCGCCACCUUUCCCCCAGGCUUCUUGCCCGCCACCCUCCCCCCAGGCUUCCUGCUGCCCGGAGGAGAGCCCCCAGGUGCUGCUCUGUUCUGCCCGACAACAAGCAGCAGCCAAUCACCACGGUAGAACAGCCCGCCAAGCCCCGGCCAAUCCUCAAUCGACACAUAACCCUCUCAGCUACCCCAGCAGUCUGCCCAGAGACGGACAGCCUAUCCUAGGCUCCCAUGACACACCGUCAGCCCUGUGCCCACGCCCCGUCCACCCCCUAUAAAAUCCUCCUACCCCAGCUACGCAGCCACAGCCAGCCCAGAUCCUCUUCCUUCCCUGGCCUGCCCGCUGGUCUCAAUAAACCUGAAUUCGGCUUCCAACUCUCGAGCUGUUACUUGGGAUCGGGUACCGGGCAGGGGUCUACAAGGGGUCGCACAAUUACAUUAUGGUCUGAGAGGCUUUGUUACAAUUUCAGUUCUUUUGCAUUUGCUGAGGGGUGUUUUAAUUCUAAUUAUGUGGCUGAUUUUAGAGUGAGUGCCAUGUGGCACUCAGAAUAAUGUAUAUUCUGUUGUUUUGGGGUGGGGAGUUCUACAGAUAUCUAUUAGAGUCACUUGAUCCCGAGUUGAGUUCAAGUCCUGAAUAUUCUUUUUAUUUUUUAUUUUUCUUUGAGACGGAGUCUUGCUGUCGCCUAGACUGGAGUACCAUGGUACAAUUUCAGCUUACUGCAACCUGUGCCUCUCGGGUUCAAGCGAUUCUCUUGCCACAGCCUCCUGAGUAGCUGGGAUUACAGGCGCCUGCCACCACACCUGACUACUUUUUGUAUUUUUUUAGUAGAAGUGGGGUUUUACCAUGUUGGUUGAGCUGGUCUGAAACUCCUGACCUCACCGUCCUCCUGCUUUGGCCUCCUAAAGUACUGGGAUUACAGGCGUGAGCCACUGCACUUGGCCAUAUCCUUUUAAUUUUCUGUCUCGUUGAUUUGUCUAAUAGUGACAGUGGAUGUUAAAGUCUCCCAGUAUUAUUGUGUGGGAAUAUAAGUCUCUUUGUAGUUCUCUAUGAACUUGUUUUAUGAAUUGGGGUGCUCUUGUAUUGGUUACAUACAUAUUUAGGAUGGUUAGCUUUUCUUCUUGUUGAACUUAUCCCUUUAACUUUAUAUAAUGACCCUCUGUCUUUUUUGAUCUUUGUUGGUUUAAAGUCUGUUUCCUCAGAGACUAGAAUUGCAACUUCUCCUUUUUAAUGCUUUUCAUUUGCUUUGUAAAUUUUCCACCAUCCCUCUAUUUUGAGCUUCUUUGUGUCUUUGCACAUGAGAUGGGUGUCUUGACUACAACAUACUGAUGGUUCUUAACUCUUUAUCCAAUUUGCCAGUUUGUGUCUUUUAAUUCGGACAUUUAGUCUGUUUACAUUUAGGGUUAAUGUUGUGUGUGAGUUUGAUCCUGUCAUGAUGCUAGCUGGUUAUUUUUCAUACUAGUUGAUGCUUUUCUUCACUGAGUCAUUGGUCUUUAUAUUUUUGUGUGUUUUUCUAUGGCUGGUAACGGUUUUGCUUUUCCAUAUUUAGUGUUUCCUUUAGGAGCUCUUGCAAGGCAGGCCUGGUGGUGACAAAGUCCCUCAGCAUUUGCUUGUCUGAAAAGGAUCUAAUUUCUCCUUUACUUAUGAAGCCUAGUUUGGCUGGAUAUAAAAUUCUGAGUUGAAAGUAUUUUUUUAAGAAUGUUGAAUUUUGGCCCCCACACUUUUCUGACUUCUAGGGUUUCUGCUGAGAGAUCCUUGCUAUUCCUUUUCUUUUUUCUUUUUUUUUUUUUUUUUUGAGAUGGAGUUUCACUCUUGUUACCCAGGCUGGAGUGCAAUGGCAUGAUCUCAGCUCACCGCAACCUCCGCCUCCUGGGUUCAGGCAGUUCUCCUGCCUCAGCCUCCUGAGUAGCUGGGAUUACAGGCAUGUGCCACCAUGCCCAGCUAAUUUUUUGUAUUUUCAGUAGAGACGGGGUUUCACCAUGUUGACCAGGAUGGUCUUGAUCUCUUGACCUCGUGAUCCACCCGCCUUGGCCUCCCAAAGUGCUGGGAUUACAGGCUUGAGCCACCACGCCCGGCCGAUCCCUGCUAUUCUUAUGGGCUUCCCUUUGUAGGUAACCUGACCUUUCUCUGGCUGCCCAUAACAUUUUUUCCUUCGUUUUGACCUUGCAGAAUCUGAUUAUGUGUCUUGGAGUAUCUUGUGGAGUAUCUUUGUGGUGGUCUCUGUAAUUCCUGAAUUUGGAUGGUUUCUUGUUUUGCUUGGUUGGGGAUAUCUCCUGGAUAAUAUCCUGCAGUGUGUUUUCCAACUUGGUACCAUUCUCCUUGUCUUUUUCAGGUACUCCAAUCAGUUGUAGAUUCAGAUUUUUCACAUAGUCCCCUAUUUCUCAGAGGGUUUGUUCAUUCCUUUUUAUUCUUUCUCUCUAAUCUUGUCUGCCUGCUUUAUUUCAGCAAGAUAGUCUUCAUCUCUGAUAUUCUUUCUUCUGUUUGAUCCAUUUGGCUGUUGAGACUUGUAUAUGCUUCAUGAAGUUCUCGUGCUGUGUUUUUCAGCUCUCUCAGGUCAUUUAUGUUCAUCGCUAAACUGCUUAUUCUAGUUAACAUCUCCUCUAAUCUUUUUUUAAGGUUCUGAGCUUCUUUGCAUUGGGUUAGAACAUGCUCCUUUACCUCAGUGAAGUUUGUUAUUACCCAUCUUGUGAAGCCUACUUCUGUGAAUUUGUCCAUGUCAUCCUCUUUCCAAUUCUGUGUCCAUUGCUGGAGAGAUGUUGCAAUCAUUUGGAGGAGAAGAGGCACUCUGACCUUUUGGGUUUUCAGCAUUUUUUGGUUGACUUUUUCUCAUUUCAUGAGUUUGUCUAGUUUUGAUCUUUGAGGCUGCUGACCCAUGGAUGAGGUUUUUGUGGGUACUUGUUUUGUUGAUGGUGUCGUUGCUUUCUGUUUUUCUUUCAGUAGUCAAGUUCCUUUUCUGUAGGGCUGCUGUGGUUUGCUGGGGCUUGAUUCAGUCCCUGUUGAUCUCGUUUGCUUCUGCACCUUGAGAUGUCACUCAGGAACACUGGAGAACAGCCGAGAUGGGUCCCUGCUCCUUCCUCUGGAAUCUCUGACCUUGAGGGGCACCAACCUGAUGCUAGUAAAUGCUCCUGAUGGGAUGUCUGAUAUCCCCUGUUGGGGAGUCUGACCCAUUUGGGUGGCACGGGAAGCAGGACCCAUUUAACAUGGCACUUUGGCUGUCCCUUGGUGGAAGGGGUUUGCUACACUCGGGGGAAACCCACUCGUCUGGGCUGCCCAGAUUCCUCAGAGCUAGCAGGAGAAAAGAUUAAGUCCACCCUUCUCCCUAGGGGCUGAAGUCCAGGGAGAUCGGAGUUCUGUUCCUAAGUCCCUGGAUACAGUUGGAGUUCCUGCAGGGAGGCCCUGCAGCUGUAGCGUUGGCUGCUGCCCCUCCUCCAAGGAUCUCAGACUGCUUAGACUGCAGACAGCUGCAGCAGUGGUGUUGGCCACUCCUCUGUCUGGGAACUCAUCAGGCUUAGGUUGAUUCUAGCCAAAUGGCUAUUGAGACUGUGCACCUUCCUGAUUGAGACCCAAGACCCCAAUGGCAUGGGCUCCCUAGUGGGAUCUUCCGAUCUGUGGGUUGCAUAGUUCUGUGGAAAAAGCAUGGUUUCCCAGACAGGGUGGCACUCUCACUCACCAUCUCCCUUGGCUGGGAGUGGGGGCUUUCCUGCCCCUUGUCGCUUUCAGGUGGGCUGCUGCACUAUACUUUUCUUCUUUUCUCUGCAUAGGUCAUGCCAGCCACCUAGUCAAUCCUUAUAACAGAAUCUGGAUACCUCAGUUGCUGAUGCAGGAUUUGUACACUGUUUUGGAUCUUUUGGAUGGGAGCCUCCUAUUGCCAUUGCUUCUAGUUGGCUUUCUUGGCAUGCCCCUCCCCCUUUUAAUUUAUAUUAUAAAAUCCGGCUUGGCAUGGUGUCUUAGGCCUGUAAUUUCAGCACUUUGGGAGGCCGAGGCAGAUGGAUCACUGAGGCCAGGAGUUCAAGACCAGCCUGGCCAACAUGGUAAAACCCGUCUCUACCAAAAAAAUACAAAAAUUAGCUGGGUGUGGUGGUGCAUGCCUGUACUCCCAGCUACUCAGGAGGUUGAGGCAGGAGAAACAUUUGAACCUGAGAGGUUGAUGUUGCAGUGAGCCAACAUAGCACCACUGUACUCCAGCCUGGGCAACAGAUUGAGACCCUGUCUUAAAAAAAAAAGUCUGGCCAGGCGCGGUGGGCUCAAGCCUGUAAUCCCAGCACUUUGGGAGGCCGAGGCGGAUGGAUCACGAGGUCAAGAGAUCGAGAUCAUCCUGGUCAACAUGGUGAAACCCCAUCUCUACUAAAAAUACAAAAAAUUAGCUGGGCAUGGUGAUGCGUGCCUGUACUCCCAGCUACUCAGGAGGUUGAGGCAGGAGAAUUGCCUGAACCCAGGAGGCGGAGGUUGCGGUGAGCUGAGAUCGCGCCAUUGCACUCCAGCCUGGGUAACAAGAGCGAAACUCCGGCUCAAAAACAAAAAAGUCUGUCAUCUCUCUUUAAUAUUUCUAUCUGUGUCACAGGUAUAUUUGCUCUACUCUAGACUUUGCUUCAGAUUGUCUGUCUCAUUAUUUCUCUGUUUUUUUUUUAACUACACCAAGUCAAGUCUUUCUUCCACAGGAGCAAUUCAUACAGCAUAGAAAUACGCAAAUUAUGCCUACCAUGCCUGAGACAGUCUUGCUUUGUUACCAGGCUGGAGUGCAGUGGUGAGAUCUCAGCUCACUGCAACUUCUGCCUCCCAGGUUCAAGCAAUUCUCCUGCCUCAGCUUCCCAAGUAGCUGGAACUACAGUUGUGCACUGCCACACUCAGCUAAUUUUUGUAUUUUUAAGAGAGACAGCGUUUCACCAUGUUGGCCAGGAUGGUCUCGAUCUCUUGACCUCGUGAUCUGCCUGCCUUGGCUUCCCAAAGUUCUGGGAUUACAGGUGUGAGCCACUGCACCUGGCCAAGGGUGCCCUCUUAUGCAGGCACCCAUGUAACCUCUUGUGAAGUCAUAAGAGUAAUACCUUAAUCCAGUAGAAUUGAUGGUCUUAAAAGAAAAGGAAAGGAGAGAGAGCUGCCUGUCUCUAUUAUAUAAGGACACAUCAAGAAGGUGUCAUCUGUAAACCAGGAGGAGAUACCUCAUUAGGAAAUGAUUUGACUGGCACCUUGAUCUUGGACGUUUCAGUCUCCAGAAAUGUGAGAAACAAAAUUUCUGUUGUUUGAGUCACCCAGUCUGUGGAAUGUAUUAUGACAGACACAGCUAACUAAUACAGGAAGGAAGGACCAGGUUUUGGGUGAACAGAAAUAUAACCUGCCACACACUGUCUAUUCUUGUUCAGUUUUCCACAAAAGUGUUUUUCUGGCUUAUCUAUAUCUAAGAAUGUGUUGUUUUCAUAGGAUGAUAUUAAAGUAUUACACUGACUUAGGAAGAAUUGGCUUCUUUAUGAUGUAGACUCUUCCUGUUCAUAAACAUAGUGUUUCUUUUUAUUUGCUUAAUUCUCUUUUGUAUCCCUCAGUUUUUCCCCCCUCCCACCAUGUAGCUCUAUGCUAAUUUUGUUAAAUGUACUGCUAUAUGCAUUGUCUUAUUGUAAUAUGAAUAUUAUUACAUGUAUGAAGACUUUUUAUCGUCUGGUUAUAUAUUGAGCUUUCUAAUUUGGAAUAGUUUUAGAAGAAUCUCUUGGGUUUUCUAGGUUUAAAUCAUAUGCAAAUCAUAGUCUUUCUCAUUUUGGUUUUUCUUCAUUUGAAUUGAACAGUACCUCUUGUACAGUGCUGAAUAUUUCUAGAGAUGGAGCAUAGGUGUCUUCCAGUGUUGCCUCCUUAAGUGUGAUGCUGCUCUUUGGACUCAGAUAUGUCUAUUUUAACAUUUGAAGAAUGCCUUUUAUUACAAAUGGGAUGAUUUAUUAUGAUUUUUUCUUAUACUUUAAGUUCUGGGAUACUUGUGCAGGUCUUGCAGGAAUGUUACAUAGGUAUACACCUGCCAGUACACCUGCUAUUGUGGUUUGCUGCAGCCAUCCCCCAUCACCUACGUUAGGUAUUUCUCCUAAUGUUAUCCCUCCCCAAUCCCCCCAGCCCCCCAACAGGCCCCGGUGUGUGAUGUUCCCCUCCCUGUGUCUAUGUGUUCUCAUUGUUCGAACGCCCACUUAUUAGUGAGACCAUGCAGUGUAUAGUUUUCUGUUCUUGUGUCAGUUUGCUGAGAAUGAUGGUUUCCAGCUUCAUCCAUGUCCCCGCAAAGGACAUGAACUCAUCCAUUUUUAUGGCUGCAUCGUAUUCCAUGGUGUAUACAUGCCACAUUUUCUUUAUCCAGUCUAUCAUUCAUGGGCAUUUGGGUUGGUUCCAGGUCUUUGCUGUUGUAAACAGUGCCACAGUGAACAUACGUGUGCAUGUGUCUUUAUAAUAGAACGAUUUAUAAACCUUUGGGCAGAUACCCAGUAAUGGGAUUGCUAGGUCAAAUGGAUUUCUAUUUCUAGGUCCUUGAGGAAUCACCACACUGUCUUCCACAGUGGUUGAACUAAUUUACACUCCCACCAAUAGUGUAAAAGGGUUCCUGAGAAGCCAGUGGAGCCCCUCAACACCUCGGAUAGCUGCCAGGCACACAUGGUGCCCCUGGCUUCCCCAGAGACCCCAGGAAGGGCUCCUUCUUAACAAAAUGGGGGUCCCACUCUUACCCACACAUGCAGUGAUAUCCACACACAUCAGAGAAUGAAACUCUUGCUGUGCUGAUGUGAGAGAUGAAUAUCCCUGCCCCACAUUUCCCAGUGUCAUCCCCACAUGGUGCUGAGCUUGGGGUGCCCAAGCCAACAGCCCACUGAUGCAGCAGCCUGAGGGAUACUGUGCCCUGGAGGGACCUGCGGGGCCUCAGGGGCAUUUCGCAGUUAGAGCAUCUCCUUGACUUUGUCAUUCACUGGCCCUGUGCUGAGUUUCCUCCACUGUAACACAAGGGAGAAAUUCCACCCCACAGAGCUGGGGACCCAGCAAGGCCAGGACACCAGGUUAAAUGGCUGGAAUGUACAAAAGCUGGCCGAGAGGCCCUGCCCAGGGUAUCUCACCCUGGGACUGAGGCCCACCAGUCCAUGGCUAGGCCAGUCUAUUGGGGAGGGCUCCCAGUUCCAAGUCCCUGCAGUUGAGGCCCACAGUGCACCGGGAGAGGCACAGGAUGGGAUGGAGUGUGGAAUGACGCCCCGUUAUAAGAGCCCCGGGCAGAAUUUAGAGAACCAGCAUUAUACUGAGACUUGAGCUUAGACUGCUGUCUUCCACAUUUAAGGACCCUUGUAAUUACGUUAGGCCAGGCUUAGAAUUCAAGUUAAUAUUCUUACUUUAGAGUCACCUGAUCACCAACCUGUAUUUCACCUGCAGCAUUAAUUAUGCGUUGUUAUAUACCGUGAUACAUUUCUAGGCCCUGGGGGUGAGACAUAGGCAUCUUUUAUAGCAUUAUUUCACUUACCACAGGGCUAAUUAACUACGUCUUUAAAAUAAUCCUGACUUUUCCAGUUUUGUUUCUAUCCCGGCAUACUACGUAAACUUUUUUUUUUUAAUCUGAGUAGGAAAUCGCUAAAAUCCAACUCUCAAUGUUAAAGGACAAAGAUCACCUUUCUCUGCUUUAUGACAUCGAUGUAUUUGCAUUAAAAUAAUUGCAUGGCAGUCCUUUUCUUGAGACUUUAUAGCAGAAUACUUUCUCAUAUCUUGGAAAAAUACUAAUUUCUCUAAUAGUAAAGAUAAUUCCCCAUGUCUUAAGGAAGAUAUCUCUGUAUUAGAAUCCUUUAUAAACACACAAUUUCACUGAAUAAUUUUGUAAUUACUGUCUCUUAUUAUUGUCCUAGAUACAUGUACGUAAGUGCAGUAUAUUAGGAAAGUGAGUCACAUAUAGUGAAUUCACAGAGAUUUACAGAUAUACUGUGUAUAAGUCAUAUCCCAUAAAGAAAUAAUGAAAUUAGAUAAAAUAACAUAGGUAAGAAUUUUAAUGUUUUUCUCUCUCUCCCCAUGGGGUAAGCAGAUCAUACACUCUAAUUCAUGCCACACAUUCUCUAAAUGUUUAACUCAUACUGCAAAAGCAUGUUAUUGUUAUCUGGUGAAUUAUUAAACGUGUUCUUUAAUGAGA
Messenger RNA from Callithrix jacchus (white-tufted-ear marmoset), 14817 nucleotides. Lineage: Eukaryota; Metazoa; Chordata; Mammalia; Primates; Cebidae. The record is from RefSeq and is a predicted model, not a curated record.